Thrips palmi is the source of this 3470-nucleotide messenger RNA. It is a transcript of the gene Nadk2, whose product is annotated as NAD kinase 2, mitochondrial. Gene Ontology annotation, biological process: NADP+ biosynthetic process; NAD+ metabolic process. Lineage: Eukaryota; Metazoa; Arthropoda; Insecta; Thysanoptera; Thripidae. Gene Ontology annotation, cellular component: mitochondrion. Gene Ontology annotation, molecular function: NAD+ kinase activity. The transcript is spliced from 9 exons. Bases 472 to 1704 code for a protein of 410 amino acids. The record is from RefSeq and is a predicted model, not a curated record.
CGUCAAUCACACUACAGCACAGGACAGUCUUUUUCGAUCAAUUGACUGAUUGAAGCGUCAUCGUCAUCGAUGUCCAGUGGGCUCCUUCCCCGAACCAGUUUGAAAGUGUUUGGAAAAUCGCGCUCUUCCAUCCGGGUUAUGAAAAAUUGUUGAGGCCGCAGUUUCUCUGCCCGCUAGCAGAAACGCGCUGUGCAAACAACACGGAUAAAAAAAAUCACAAACAUUAAACUCGCGGUCUGUGCAGUAUUCAACCAUAUUAGAUGACAACUAUGGUCCCUGGCAGAACGUGAUCCGUCCAGAGUUCGUGUCUGAAAUGUCUUCCAAGCACCUGAUAUUGAAAAACGUCGGUCGUGAUUUCAUCGGCACUGAAUCGUGGUAGCUGCUAUCAACAUUAGGUGUGGUGAGAAGAGAGUUUAUUGCAAAACCUUCUGCCGUUGGGAACCUUUAACUGUGACAAAGCAGCACUCCCCAAUGUUUCAAGGAAAGACUGAAUGUUUCUCAACCCAAACAACCAUGGCAUCUGAACCCCCAACUUCUGUCAAGCUGAGUAAAUUACUUCUUGUCUCAAAGCUUUCUCGCUAUGACUUUGAGCGCUGCAGACAUGUCGACCUUACGGAAUCAGAAUUAGAAGUGGCAUUGCGGAAGAGAGGUGCAGAUUAUGAUUCUUUGAUCAAAAAUCACAAACUGCACAAAGAAUUUGAGCAGAAUGUCAAGAAAGCUUUUGAAGAUGCUGGUAUCGAAGCCCGAGUUGUGAACAGGUUUGAUUACACUAUGGACAAAAUCAACUGGGCUGACAUGAUUUGUGCAGUUGGGGGGGACGGCACAUUCUUACUAGCUGCCGGUCGUGUCACUGACAAUAGAAAACCAGUCAUUGGUUUUAAUUCUGAUCCCCGUCGAUCUGAAGGAUAUUUAAGUCUGAACAAAAAGUACUCAACUAAUAUUGAAGAAGCGGUGCGGAAGCUGAAACAGGGUGAAUUCAAAUGGCGCUUUAGGAAUAGAAUCAGGAUAAUAUUGUGCGGUGAAAACGUUCAUGAAGAUCCUGUUGAACUGCACGAGCAGGAACUUCUUGGUUCAAAUCAAAGAUUUUUUAGUGCGGUUCCUGAGAGUCGCCUGGAGUCCAAUGUUGUUAGUCCUGCUGAAACAAAUGUGCAACAAAGGCGACUACCUGUGCUGGCCCUUAAUGAGGUUUUUAUAGGAGAGAAUCUCUCUGCCAGGGUAUCCUAUUAUGAAAUGCGAAUGAAUGAUGGCCCAAGAACUAAGAUUAAAAGCUCUGGGCUUUGUGUAACCACUGGAACUGGCUCAACUUCAUGGAAUCUUAGCAUCAAUAGACUGACCCAACAAUCAGUAUCAGAGGUGCUACGUCUUUUGCAAGAGAAAAGGCCAGAACUCCUUCCUGCUUUGACUCAUGAGUCAGCAUUGGUACAAGACUUGGCUGAUGAAUUUAACAGCAGCCUUGUAUUUUCUGCAGAAGAUACAAGGAUGGGCUACACUAUCCGAGACCUCAUAUCUGCGGGUGUGUGGCCUCAGCCAAAAGGAGUUGAGCCUAGAGGGUUUGCAUCCCGUAUUGAAGUCAAGUCUCGCUGCUUGGAUGCAGGACUUGUUGUUGAUGGAGGAUUGUCAUUCCGUUUUAAUGAUGGAACAGUUGCCAUACUUGAGAUACACGAAAGCGAUGCUCUACGGACAGUUGAUCUGAAUGAGCCAUAAUGCAUAUUGUUAUACAAGUUACAUUUUGAUCACAUUUUGUACCACAUAGAUUUGCCUAUGUCUUGGCAAUUUUUACGUGUGUUGUGCUUAUAAAUUAUCUGCUCCUUUUCUGGGCAGUCUUUAAGUCUCCAAUAGUUGGAAUUUUAUUAAACUUUCUUAGGCUGCUUUGUAAAGUCCUUGCAUUUUUUUUAAAUUUUCUGCAUAAUUUCAAUUGGUUUCUAUUUUUGAAUUUUAAGUAAACUCGGUUAACAUUAUCUCUAUUAUCUUGUUUUACUAUAUGUAUUAUUAUCAGCCGAGUGUAGAACAGCUCCUUUGCAUGGAAGUGCAUGAUUAUUGUUAGGUUUAUUACUGUCCUUAAUGGGUUCUUUUUGUUUGUUAUAAUGGGGCUGGUUUAUUUUAAUAUUCUGACUAGUUUGAUAAGCUCCAAUGUUUUUGUUCUUGCUCUAUUCUACUCUCGUUUUUUCGAUUUUUUUUCUCCUUGUUGUAACUAAGUUAGAGAAUUUCCUGAACAAAAUGUCUUGUGUUUAUGGGAAAUUUUUCUAAGUCGCUUGUAACACCAGUUUUGUUUUUUGUUUUUCUCUUGGAUUCAACUGACCCUCGUUUAUCAACUGAAAGGGGUGGUGUGGGUAGAAAACGUGUGUGAAUCUGCUUGGUAAACAGUAAGUUACUAAUUAACCUGUCCAGUGAUCAACUCUCAGAUCAUCCCCAUUGUUCUGUGAUGGAAAAGGAAAUCAUGUUAACAAAACACCCAUGUUUAAUCUUUGUUUUUCCGCAGCAUCUUAUCAUUAGGUUCUAGUGUUAAAUAUUUUUGAAACAAUGUAAGCUAAUAUGAUUUUGAUAAAUCCUGUCUGCAUUAUGGGUUUUGAAUACAUUUACAUUUACAGACUGACAUUCACGAAUCUUUUCUACAGCCCCUGUUUUGUCUUUUUAAAAUUAGGAUCCUGUAUUUCAUUGCCAAACUGAUAUUGCUGGAGAAGGUCCUACAAUUUUUUUCAUGUUACGGAUGCAGGGUAAACGGAAGAACCAGUUGUAUUCAUGACCUGACAAUUUGAACUGAAUCUGAUAUUUGAGCAAUGUUGUCCGAGUGAAAUACUAGUACCUUGAAAAUUAUUUUCACUGCCUAAAAUAGUAGAUGAAUGGUCCAAUGCAAUUAAUUUUUCUCAUCUUCCCAUUGAUUAAUGACUGAUAUUACGUCAUGGUUUUUUGUUAGGUAUUGUAUUUUUGUAGUCUAACGGGACUAUUUUUCUAUUGAACCUUCAUUGGUUGAUUGUGAUAUGACGAACAAUGUAAAGUAGUUUCAAUAUUUCAGAAGAACAUUAUUAAUAUUUAUUGUCAGACUUAUGUUUUAUUCUUGUUACAUAGGAAAAUGCACAAGGAAGACAUAAAAUCUACCAAAAUGUGUUGACUGGAUUGAGUGAGAUUUUGUUAAAAAUAAUUAUGUACUCUUUAAAUUUGUGAUGUUUUAGUACCUUUGCCAUUAGAAUGAGCAGAACAUCUAGGUGUUAUUUUGUUAUAGUCUACGUGUAAUGUUCUAUCCUUGUAAACCUUUGUUUCAACACGCUCAACAUUUUGAUGGUUCUGUCCAUAACAACUAACAACUCAUAUCGCAGUAUGUCUGUUUGCUGAAGCCUAAGUUAUAACAGUAGAUCUGCCAUUGGUAAUCAUUCAUAUAUUUUCUUUUAAAUUGAUGCAUUUACAGAUUCUUGUACAACUUGUACAAUGUAUAUUUCUGAAUAUAUAAUAAAUAAAAGACAUGUUUUGGGAAA